ACGACACACUCACUCGCACCGCUCCCUGGACAACUUUUUAUAAACGAAAUAAAGCGUGAUGAUGGCAGAAGAAAGUAGGGGCAAGCGAAGGAAACAAGCCAACCCCAGGAGGAAUCGAGUGGAUGCUGAGCAAGUGAGUUCACUGGGAUCUGAGGGGAAGGAUGAAGUGGGCCUGUGGAGCCUGGAGCCCCAGGACUGCCAGGAGAGCCUGGACAAGACAAGCCUGACACCUAGCGAGGGGACAGAGGAGCCUGGAAGCCCUGCUCGCUCCACGCGGCCACACAGCCUCAGCCUCAGCCCCAGUAGCAGGAACUACUGGCCGCAGGUGGAGCAGGAGGCCGAAGCUGCAGAAGACACCACCGCCGCAUCCGCCACUGACAGGGAGGGAGACCAGGAACCAUUGAGGAUGUACUGUAAGAACUCAGACUCUCCGAAUGCCUUUGAGGACCUGGCCCACUAUGAAUUUCUGGCCCAGUUGAGGAAGGCCUCUACCUCAACCAGUGUCUUGGACCAACUGAACCGCAAUGGCACGGCAGCAGUUUAUCACCUGGGCAGCAGACACGACGAGCUGCCACCUGCCAUCUGGUCACCCGGAGCUCAGCACUGCUCACCUGAGGGAGCAGACACGGAGCGGAGCCAGCAGGCCUGUCCAUUCUGCCACAGGAUGUAUCAGCGAGGAGCCUCUUUGAGGGACCACAUCAAGUACUGUCAGGAGAGGGAGGGGGGCCACAUGGUCUGUCCGCUCUGUGGAUACACUGCCACCCUUAGGGCACAGAUGGAGCGGCACCUGGCACUUCACAACCAAGUGCAGGACAAGAGUGUCAUCACUUUGGAUCAAGGCAUUGAGACCAGGAAGUUCAAAUGUCUGCAGUGUGGGAAAGCGUUCAAGUACAAACACCACCUCAAAGAGCAUCUCCGCAUCCACAGCGGUGAGAAACCUUACGAGUGCUCCAACUGCAAGAAACGUUUCUCUCAUUCUGGCUCCUACAGCUCCCACUUAAGCAGCAAAAAGUGCCUGAGUGGUGGAGGAAGUGGAAACACAGGAGGAGCCAGUUGUGCAUUUAAUGGACAUAGCCAAAGCUCCUACCACCACUCAUUUCCAACAUCUCCCUCUGCAGGCGUGGGGAGAAAAAGUACCGACAAGGGCUCUCCGUUGGCUUCACAGAUCCAAGAUCAUACUGGGCCUCUACGUCGAAUAGCAGAGGAUCCUCACCAGCUUUCACUGCAGGACGCCGACCACAACCCCGCAGGCUUCGCCAGAGCGUCAGACUUGGCUCGGCUUUGGGACCCCUCGGCAGAGCUCUCUCUGAGGGCCAGUAUACUAAAAGGGACCGCCCUGCUGCCUUAUCUGCACUCUGGGACCAAGUUUGAACAGAUGCUGCAGGAGAUGCUUCACAGGGAGGUGAAGAAAGAUGAGAAUAUGGACAGAGGAGGAGCAGCUGCAAUGGAGGAAAGGAAGGUGAUUUACAAUGGAGGAGGGCCUGACAAGAAGGUGUCGUCUGACGGGAGAAGAGAGGCAGUGAGGUCAGGUGAUGGGGAGAGAGGUGUGCUUGGGGUGACGUGUCGUUGGUGCUCCCAGCUUUUCCCCAACGUGGCGGUGCUCCUGCAGCAUGAGCGAUACCUCUGUAAAAUGAACCGAGAUGCAGUGGAGGUGCCUGAGGGUCUUCGCAGCAAAGACCACCCCUCGCCACCUUUAUUCUUUCCCAGAUCUGCUCUCCAAGCGGAGAACAGCAAACCGAGUGAGGUAACCAACGGGCUCUCUGUAAACAAGUCACCAUUACAGAAGCCCAGCUGGCACUCUAUACCGCAGCAGCUUUUGGUCGCAAUGCACUCUCCCCCACAGCCCCACCAUGAUGCCCUGUCCCCACGAGCAUACUGGUCUGUCCAGGAAAAGGGAAGUCCAAGGCAACUCAUCAACCACUCCCCAGAGAUGUCGUCACCUCGAGUCAGAAGAAGGGUUCCCUCUUCAGGAUUUGGUUCUCCGGUCUGCAUGGACCUCACCAGCUGUCCUCCUGAACUGACCUCCCCUCAGAACCAGACCAGCAGCCCUUGGUCUGCACAGAACGAGCCUCUGGACCUCUCCUUGCCCAAGCAGCUCUCAGACAACGAAGGGAGAAACAAAACUGUAAACGGAAACUCAGCCAAAGGAGAGAGGAGAGAGCACAGGACCCAGCAGCUUAGGAGACCAAGUCCAACUUCACAUCUCCCCCUUCACCACCACCCGGUCUAUAGUGGGGCCGGAGCUCCUAUGUUUCCAGGUUCCUUAUAUAGUGGCUUUCCUAUCUUCAACCAGUCUGGUUUAGGGCUUUCAGGACAUGACGGCAUCUCAGCGAUUCCAUUCAGCCAGCAAGCUAAUAGCCCUGGGUUUCUCUCUCCUAUGGCUUACAUGAUGGAUGCAGACACAGAGGUGACGAUGAAAAAGAUCCACCAGGAGAGACAAGCUCUUAUGGAUGAGGUGUUAAGCCGUGGAGCUCUAGACUACCUCUCUCUUAUGGAUGAAGGACUGGAGGGAGAAGGAGGACCAGGGAGGAAAAGACUGAAGAAGACUGAUGAGGGUCUUUACGCUUGUGACAUUUGUGAAAAAACCUUUCAGAAGAGCAGCUCUCUGCUCCGACACAAAUACGAGCACACAGGUAAACGUCCUCACGAGUGCAAGAUCUGCAAGAAGGCCUUCAAGCAUAAGCACCAUCUGAUUGAGCACAGCCGGCUGCACUCUGGAGAGAAACCCUACCAAUGUGACAAGUGUGGCAAACGCUUCUCUCACUCUGGCUCGUACUCCCAGCACAUGAACCACCGCUACGCCUACUGCAGCAAAGACCAGGAUCCAGACCAAGACCACGAGGAGAUGCCUCUCACUCCAGUGGCAGGCGGCAAUUUCGGGGGCCACCUCGCCAACGAGACCCCUCUGUCCAUGGAGGAUAGCCAAACCGCGCACUCCUUCCUCAGUGAUUCCAGUCUGGAUGGAGCUACAGAGGCCCUGAAGGAGGACGAAGAGGAGGAGGCUAAAGAGGCACGAGUUAGUGAUGGUCAUGUAGGAGAGGCACAUGCGAGUUUGUCAGGGGCAGCAGAGGAGCUCGGAGGUAGCCCCAUCCAAGGAUCACCUACAGGGGAGAAUGGAGUGCAAAAUGGUUACGAUGUGGAAAACCAUAUUGACACUGCAGAAAGACAAUUCUGGGGCCGAGACACUGAGGACCAGAAUGGAAACAAAUGUGAACCGAGCCUGGAUUUAACAGAUUUACCCAGAAUAAAAACUUAAGGACAGCUGAAAAACAUUUGGGUGACUCAUCUGUGGUCAUGUCACAUAUCCAGAUGUGACAUUGCAGAAAUCUGACUUUUUAUAAGCUUGCUGACUGUUGCACAACCCAUGAAGAAGAGGCCUUUGUAUUUUUAUGUCCAGUAUAUAGUUUACUUUGUUUGAAAUAUUUCGACUGUUCACAUAGAUGCACACCAGUAAGUGGGUUAUGAAACUAGGUCCCAUAGGAAAGAAUCCAUUGGAUGAAUGGAAAGACUACUGUGCACUGUAACAUGCCAUCAAAGUUUAAAUAUUAGAUGCAGCCAUAACAAUCAGAAUCGCUUGUUGCUCAAUUAGUAUAUUUAUUCUUCCUCGUGCGAGUAACAUUCAAUAUCCUGUGGUAUUAUUUCAUACAAAUCCUUACCUCUAUUUUAAGAAAUGAGCAAUAACUUGCUAAAACGUUGUACAUGAAAACACACACAUGCAGCUAUUACUUUGUCCCAAAGCCAGUGAAGGCUUGAGAAUAUAUGGAAGCACUCCUUUUAUCAUUCAUGCUGUGAAAUCACAAGGUACAACCAGCUCAUCUCUUCAGGUGAACUAUGGUGCUCCGUGGCUUUGCCUAAUCAGCAGUCUUUUUAGUAGUUUAGAGCAAGCAGUAAAAAGAGGAAGAACUGGAAGGUGAUUGUUUAUUUAUUUUUUAAACAAAAAGCAGUGGACUGUACCUUUUUAAUUGUAUGCCUUCCCUGGGGACAGCCAUUUCUGCAUCUCUGUAUGUUAUUAAAGGGGGUUAAAGUGAAGUCAGUCUUUGGGGGAGCAAUUACAACUUGCACUGUCUCACUGUUUGUGUAAUAAUCACACAGAGCUGCUUUGUUUUAUUUUAUGCUAAAAUAGCUCCUAUUUCUCGUAAUAAUUUACAUGUGCUACAACCUAUUUUUUCACACAUUUGGGCUGUCUGUUGAGGUCUGGCAAGAGGGCCAAGACUCAGGACACAUACAUCAGCUUUUAACUUCCUCUUUUUGACUGCAGUGUAGUCAACGUGAAAAGUGCCUCAGAUGUACUCAGACACUGUGAGUAAUGCGACAAAGCCUUGGUACGACGAGAUAAGACGGUGGUGCAUGAGGUGUGACUAAGCUUGUAGCAUUCAUGCAUACCGGGCGCAAAAGAAUUCUUAUACUGUGUGUGUGUGUGUGUGUGUGUGUGUGUGUGUGUGUGUGUGUGUGUGUGUGUGUGUGUGUGUGUGUUAUCACCAAAGAUAUGCAUAUGUGACACCAACUGCCACCCUACUCGUGCGUAGUUCCUUACCUGUUAUUUCUGGGACGGAAAAUAGGCAAGAAAUGGUUUACUUUCACUCAGCAUCUGCACCCUUUUUUAUAUCAACCAGUGUUUCUUUUUUUUAUCUUUUACUGGUACCCUUUGCAACUUUUGUAAUAACUUUUUUAUGUAUGUUUUUUGCAUGUUUGUGGAUAUUUGUAAUAAAAUUGUACAUACUUUGU
Perca fluviatilis (European perch) is the source of this 4725-nucleotide messenger RNA. Its product is annotated as zinc finger E-box-binding homeobox 2-like. Lineage: Eukaryota; Metazoa; Chordata; Actinopteri; Perciformes; Percidae. Gene Ontology annotation, biological process: anatomical structure development; regulation of transcription by RNA polymerase II. The record is from RefSeq and is a predicted model, not a curated record. The transcript has 9 exons. Bases 59 to 3256 code for a protein of 1065 amino acids. Gene Ontology annotation, molecular function: DNA-binding transcription factor activity, RNA polymerase II-specific; RNA polymerase II cis-regulatory region sequence-specific DNA binding.